AUGAAAGGUCGAAACUCGUCAAGCAAAUCCGAUCCAGAAAUUUUUCACCGCAAGAAGGACGUUCGUCCAAAAAGUAAAUCGAAGAAGACUUUUACAAAAAGGGAAGACUCAAAAUCUGACACUUUUCGAGGACGUCUCCACGACGAACAAAAAAAAACGGCACACAAAUUUAGAGACGAGAAAAAGCCAUUCAAAGACUCCAAGUCAGUGCACUACCAUAACGAACAUCCAAAAUCAGAGUCAGACGGGUUUCUGGAUGACAGACCAAAAAGAUCAUUAUUAGACACAUUUCAGACAGAAUUGCAAGGUGCGAAAUUUAGAUACAUCAACGAAGUGUUGUAUACAUCAAGGAGUGAUCAAGCGCUCCAUCUCUUUGAAGACAAGCCACAACUGUACUCGGAUUACCACACCGGGUAUCACGAGCAAGUCAAAAAAUGGCCUGUGAAUCCACUCGACUUGAUCAUAAAGAAGAUUCAAGAGAACGCAGACAUCAAAGAAGUAGCUGACAUGGGUUGUGGGGAUGCCAUUCUUGCUUUAAAAUGCAACACCAUCAAAGUGCACUCAUUCGAUUUGGUCAAAACAAAUGAACGUGUAACUCCGUGCAAUAUCAAGAAAGUGCCUGUGAAGAAAGGGAUGUGUGAUGCUGUCGUUUUUUGUCUUUCUUUGAUGGGUAUCGACUUUCCACAUUUCAUCCGCGAGGGUUUCAGAAUUUUGAAAACGGGAGGGUUGAUGUUCAUUGCAGAGGUCAAAGGUCGUUUCCCAAAGAAGAACAACUUUAAAGAGGAGAUGCUCAAGAUAGGUUUAGAAGAGGUUUCAAAUGAGGAUCACAAUGUCUUUGUCAUCAUGACAUACCGCAAAGCCACCAAGUCCAAUAUCAUAAAAGAGACUGUCUUCCAAGAGUUCAAGAAGGAUAUCAAGUUGAUCCCGUGUCUUUACAAAAAGCGAUAA
Entamoeba invadens IP1 is the source of this 948-nucleotide messenger RNA. Its product is annotated as ribosomal RNA-processing protein, putative. Gene Ontology annotation, molecular function: methyltransferase activity. The coding region runs from base 1 to 948 and encodes 315 amino acids. Lineage: Eukaryota; Evosea; Mastigamoebida; Endamoebidae. The record is from RefSeq and is a predicted model, not a curated record. The transcript has a single exon. Gene Ontology annotation, cellular component: nucleolus.